Messenger RNA from Musca vetustissima, 1899 nucleotides. RefSeq names its product neprilysin-21-like. The transcript has a single exon. The record is from RefSeq and is a predicted model, not a curated record. Bases 1 to 1899 code for a protein of 632 amino acids. NCBI's taxonomy places the organism in Eukaryota, Metazoa, Arthropoda, Insecta, Diptera, Muscidae. Gene Ontology annotation, molecular function: metalloendopeptidase activity. Gene Ontology annotation, cellular component: plasma membrane. Gene Ontology annotation, biological process: protein processing.
AUGAGAAAUAUUUGGAAAUUAUUUGUGAUUCUAGCCUCAGUUUCUCAGUUCACAGUUAUUCAAUGUGCCCAAAAUAUCUCAGAAACUGUCUCCAGUCCCCUGGAAUUGGCCAUUACCACUCUCGAAGUAAAUUCAAGCGAUAAUGCCCAUAAUCUGCUGUGCCAGCACAUAGAAGAAUCCCGUUAUUGGAAGACAAGUCCCUGUGAUAAUUUCUUACACUAUGCCUGUGGUAAUUGGCCGUACUUUUUGGAAUCGGAAGUGCCUGAUACGCUGCAUAUUAUGGAUGCCAAACUAAAUGAGGAAUUUCGAAAGAUUUUUCAACAACGUAAUCCACGUUUACCUGAAAUGAAUUUCAUGCGACAGGCUCGAAAUUAUUAUGAAUCAUGCACGGGCAUGUUUGGAGAAAUGAAACCACUGAAUCCCGUGGAAUAUUUAAAAUGGUUGCAGUAUAAUGAAAAUAUGCAGUGGAUGGAAUGGGGAGAUGAGGAGAAUAAAAAUGCGGAACAAAAUGUGAAUUGGCUAAAAAUGUUGGCCAUUUUCCGUAAAUACGGUUUAAAUAAUUUCAUAAUGCUGGAGGGGGCCAUGCAGCAUCCAUGGAAUAAUACGAAAAUGAUUUUGGCCAUAAAAAGGCCAUUUGCUGAUAAUCCUUACCAUUAUUUGGGUUCUCUGGAGAAUGAACAGAGGAAAUUUACUUUGCGGAAUAUAUCCGAUACGGCGGAUUAUCAAAAAUAUUUGGAAUUUGAUUUGGAGCUAAAGAAAUUGGUGGACUAUCACAGGAAUUUGACAAGUCGCCAGGCGCAAUUGGUAACCUUGGAACAAUUGAAACAUCUGCAACUGCAAUGGUUGGAGGAAUAUUUAAAUGUGGCCUUGCAGCCCAUACAAAUCCCGCCAGAAAUGGAAAUUUUCAUUGAAGAUAUGGAUUAUUUGAAAACCACGAAACUCUACUUAGAUGAAGUUGAGGAUCCUAAAUUUUUGGCCCGCUAUUUACAAUUGAAUUUCCUUAGCCAGCUGAGCUAUUCUCAUGCCGAUCACAUUUAUUAUGAUUGUAUGCAAAGCACGAGACACCUGUUCCCCCUGGUCAUGCAGUGGCUCUACAAACAUCAUCAUCCCGAAAUAAGCUACGAAUUUUAUAAGCUUCAACUUUUAUUUUCCAAUUUAAAAAGGAAUUUGAAGAAACAAUUUAAUCGACAACUUGAAGACGCAGCUUUGGAGUUGGCAAAAAAUAAAUUGAAUAAUUUGAAGUUGCAAAUUAUCGAUGUUUGGCAACCGGCCAUCGAACAUUUAUAUUCCGAUGUGUGGUUAGAUCCAUUCGAUUUUGUAGGGAAUCGUCUGAAGCUGCAACACAAACAAGUUCAAAUUGACCAUUCCCAUUUAGGAGAUGUGGUGAAACGUGGUGCCUUGGAAUUUCUUAAUCUACAACGUGCGGAUAUUGCCAACAGCUUGCUGCCAUUUUCAAUAUCACGUCAAAAUUUAAUAGUUCUACCAGUGACCGCUUUACAAUUUCCUUUCUAUCAUCCUCAGCUCAAGCACGUGUUUAUUUACAGUUCUUUGGGUUAUCUAAUGGCUCGAGAAAUUGUCAAACAGUUCACCGAUCCGCAGCUACAACAAAUCGAUGCCAAUGGUAAUCUUAAUUCCCGGCUAAAAGAACAUUUUAUUAACAUAACCAUUGCGGAUGAUUAUUCAUAUAAGCUUAAUGUUGUUGCCUUGGAACUGGCCUAUGAAACACUUAGUGUCAUACAGGCUCUUGGUCGUGAGGAUGUCAAACUAUUUCUACUGAGAUUCGCUAAUAGCUAUUGCGGGAAUUAUAUUAAAUUUGGAGAUCACCUGCAGAUGGUUAACAGCGUCUUUCGGCGAUUUUCUUCAAGACGUUGGAAUGUUUUUGGUUGUAACUAUAAUUAG